Zonotrichia leucophrys gambelii is the source of this 1230-nucleotide messenger RNA. It is a transcript of the gene MICOS10, whose product is annotated as mitochondrial contact site and cristae organizing system subunit 10. Gene Ontology annotation, cellular component: mitochondrion; mitochondrial inner membrane; MICOS complex. The transcript has 4 exons. Bases 52 to 363 code for a protein of 103 amino acids. NCBI's taxonomy places the organism in Eukaryota, Metazoa, Chordata, Aves, Passeriformes, Passerellidae. The record is from RefSeq and is a predicted model, not a curated record.
CACGAGCUCUCGCGAGAGUUGAGCGGGGGAGGAGGUGAGGGGACGGGCAAGAUGGCGUCGGAGGGCGACCUGGGCAGGAAGUGGGACCGGUGUGUGGCAGACUCCGCCGUCAAGCUGGGUGCUGGAUUUGGACUAGGAAUUGUUUUCUCAGUCAUCUUCUUCAAGAGAAGGACAUGGCCUAUUGCAUUUGGGUCAGGGAUGGGGUUAGGAAUGGCUUAUUCCAAUUGUCAACACGACUUCCAGUCUCCAUAUCUUCUCCAUGGUAAAUUUGUAAAAAUGAGCUUUGGCCAGCCUCCUGCAGCCCCACCAGAAAUACCUGCUUGCAAAUGUUCUCUCCAGCUGCCUGUUAAAGGGAAACAGUAACGAGAUUCUCCAACAAAUAAAAUGCUUGGAGAGCAGUGUAGAGAAACUGCCUUGGAUGCAGCUGAUCAGCAUUGCCAGCUACUGCCCAAAAUAAAAAAAUCUGUAGUUCUUCUGGCUGGAUGUGUUAACAUUAAAAUGUGUUAGUAAUGCACACCAUCCUGAGGGUGUUCCUCCAGUUUAUGCCUCCAAAAAAAAAGCUGGAGUGACAAGUCUGUGGCUUCAUGUGAGUGCUGAAUGCACUGCUCACAUGUUCUGAGAGCCUCAUUCAGGGAUGCUUGUUCCUAGGGAGGUUCUGGGCAGCCCAAAACAGUGUCUGCUCACCCUAGGAAAGGAUUUUUUCUGGAUUAAGGAUUAAUCUGGAGCAGGGAGGUCCUUGGAAGCAUGAGCUAACUGCAAGGAUGUGCAUGGCACAGGACAAACAGUUUCCAGUGCACUGUCUCCAUGGCUUUCUCUGGCACAAAGAUGAAGCCAUCUAAUGGUUAAUGUCAUUAAUUCCCUCCCAAAUGUCAUGUCAUGGGUAAUGGCUCCAGGGUUAUUACAACACAAUUAUUUCAUUUCUCUCGCUUAGGAACAUGGAAGAUAUUGUUGCAUUAUCACUCAUCUGGUUUUUUCCCUAGAAAAAUUUGCUAUAACUAAACUUUGUAGGAUUUCCUUUACAAAACUGAGUUCUGUUCAAAUGCUAACUUGAACAGAAUGAUAGAAUCUGCAAGAAAAUUGCCUUUAUUAGAGGGAAAUGUACCAUGGAUUAACUUGGUCAAAAUGAUUUGUAGUUUUCUGAGCCUGUCAAGUUCACAGGAUCACAGGAGAACUCGAGUUGGAAAGGACUUCAGGGAGCUCAUGGUUAGCUGUGAGGUCAGAGCAGGUAAC